AUGCAAAGUCAGAAUUAUGCAUUUCAACAUCAUGCAUUUAGUAAACUUUCAGUGUCAAGCAUGUGGGGCCUUGUAAAAGAUGUUCUCACUGAAGCCAAUGGUGAGAAGAAGUGGAAGUUUGUUGAGACCAUUGAAUUGCAGAUUGGUCUGAAGAACUAUGACCCUUGGAGGGAUAAGCAUUUCAGCAGAACCAUUAAGCUCCCCAAUGUUCCUCAUCUCAGGAUGUCCAUUUGCAUUCUUGCUGAUGCUGCUGACAUUGAUCAUGCCAAACAGGUUGAGCUCGAGUACAUGUCCAUUGAUGAUUUGAAAAAGCUUAACAAAAACAAGAAGCUUGUCAAGAAGCUCACUAAGAAGUACAAUGCUUUCUUAGCUUCUGAGACUCUUAUCAAGCAGAUCCCUCAUCUCUUGGGUCCCGGUUUGUCCAAGGCUGGAAAUUUCUCCACACCAGUGUCGCAUGCUGAAGACCUUUCCAAUAAGCUAACAGAGGUCCACUCUACCAUCAAGUUCCAGCUCAAGAAGGUUCUGUGCUUGGGCAUCACCAUCAGCCAUGUCCAAAUGACUGAGGACCAAGUCCUCGCCAACAUCAUGCUCAGCAUCAACUUUCUGAACAUCAAGUCCCUCCACAUCAAGACUGCCAUGGGCAAGCCUGUCUAUGUCUCCUAA
Guyanagaster necrorhizus is the source of this 663-nucleotide messenger RNA. RefSeq names its product ribosomal protein L1. Gene Ontology annotation, biological process: translation. NCBI's taxonomy places the organism in Eukaryota, Fungi, Basidiomycota, Agaricomycetes, Agaricales, Physalacriaceae. Gene Ontology annotation, cellular component: large ribosomal subunit. Bases 1 to 663 code for a protein of 220 amino acids. Gene Ontology annotation, molecular function: structural constituent of ribosome; RNA binding. The transcript is spliced from 7 exons. The record is from RefSeq and is a predicted model, not a curated record.